Molecule: messenger RNA, 1656 nt
Organism: Ctenocephalides felis (cat flea)
Lineage: Eukaryota; Metazoa; Arthropoda; Insecta; Siphonaptera; Pulicidae
Product: heparan-alpha-glucosaminide N-acetyltransferase-like
Exons: 9
Coding region: 1-1656 (551 amino acids)
Source: RefSeq, a predicted model, not a curated record
AUGUCUUGGUUUGAAAAUCCUGGUCAAGAAAUAUUUGAAAAACUUGACUUAACUGAACUAAAAGUUGAUGAGGCUUAUCUGAAUAUUACUUCAAAACUUGGCAGAAAAGUUGAUGUAGAGCAUCUUUCAGAAGAUUGUUAUAAUUGUCCAUUUACCAAUUUAACAUCCUUAGCUGCUAAUGGAAAUAUUCUGGUCAAAAUAAAUACUUUUAGGAAACAGCAAUUUCAAGCCAAGCGAGACGAAGCAAUCAUAUGCAGAGUAUCGCCUGAUGUAGGUGAAUUUGGAGUAUACAAUUUGUUAAUUGCAGAAGAUAAAUGUUUAUUUACAACAGCUAAAGAAGCAGUUAAUAUUUAUUACCCACUGAUUGUAAUUUUAUUUUCACUUGUGAUUUUAUUGACCCUAAUUAAUUUGUCUGGAAUAUUAUGGAAAAAAUAUCGAAGAAAUGUUCCUCAAUUGGAUGGUGGAGUAGAAAAAGAAAAAAAGCGAGUGAAAUCUCUAGAUACUUUCCGAGGAAUAAGUAUCGUGUUAAUGAUAUUUGUUAAUAGUGGUGGCGGUCAUUAUUGGUGGAUAGAACACGCUACUUGGAAUGGGCUUCAUGUAGCAGAUCUUGUUUUUCCAUUCUUUUUAUGGAUAAUGGGUGUUUGUAUUCCAAUUUCCAUACUAUCACAGCUACGAAAAAAUACUCCUCGCAAAAACAUUUUAUUAAAUAUAUUGCGUCGUUUCUUGAUCCUAUUUUUCUUAGGAGUUAUGCUUAACACUUCUGGAGGGCAGAAUAAUUUGACAUUGAUUCGAGUUAUGGGGGUUCUACAAAGAUUUGGAAUAUCUUACUUUGUAGUUGCUUCAGUAGCAGCUUUAAUGUUCAAAAGGCAUAGUAAUGUUUAUACAAGCAGGGUUUUAAAUCUUAUUCCUGAUUUAUAUGUAUUAUUACCACAAUGGCUAGUAAUCUUUCCUAUAGUAUUAACAUAUUGCUGCCUUGUAUAUCUUUAUGAAGUACCCAACUGCCCCAAGGGGUAUUUAGGACCUGGUGGGAUAGAAAGUAAUGGCUCAAAUUUCAAUUGUGUUGGAGGUGCUGUGGGAUAUAUUGAUAGACAAAUUUUAGGUCAGCAUAUGUAUCAGCAUCCCACAUCUAACAAAGUCUAUUUAUCUGGACCAUUUGAUCCUGAAGGUUUAUUAGGAUGUUUAACUUCUAUAUUGCAAGUUUUCUUGGGAGUGCAUGCUGGUGUUAUAAUUGUUUUUCAUAAGUUAUGGAAGGAUAGAAUGUUACGCUGGAUCAUAUGGGGUGUGGUCUCAGGAUUAAUUGGUGGUAUUCUUUGUGGAUUUUCUAAGGAAGAAGGCUUAAUUCCAGUGAAUAAAAACCUUUGGUCAUUAUCAUUUGUGUUUAUAACUGCCUGCUUUGCCUUUUUCCUGCUUUCUACUUGCUAUCUUUUAAUUGAUGUCUUAUUAAUUUGGGGAGGAAACCCAUUUCUAAAACCUGGAAUGAAUUCUACUAUUAUGUAUGUCGGACAUUCUAUUGCUCAUGCGCUUUUUCCAUUUCAUUGGAAAAUAGGAAAUAUGAAUACGCAUUAUAUUUUGACAAUAGAAGCUCUUUGGAACACGGGAUUAUGGGUCAUCAUUGCCUAUAUUUUAUAUAGGAAAAACAUAUUUUUAUCCAUAUAA